AUCAGUUGAAUUCGGAAUUUCGAUCGAUCGUCAGUGCCAUUGUCUGUUGAACGGUUCCCUGUACUUUGUGUUAUUAUUAAUUAUUAUAUAUAUUGAGAAAGGUUUAACUAAAAGUUAAAAGCAACGCCCUUUGUCAUCUCAAUUUAUUACCUUGGUAUUUAGUAGUGCUUAAAAACGAAACCGGUUUAAUUUGUUUUGAAAUUUCUACGAGUGUUAUAUCAUAAUUGAACAAACUUACUACUUAGCUAAUACUUAAUAAUGUUUGUCAACUAUUUUUCAAUUUUUUUAAUACUUGGUUUGGCAUCAUGUCAGUCAACUGAAACCUCUAUUGGUGAUGCUUUUAAUGCCUUACCACCGGAAUUGCAAGGUAAAGUUGAUCAAAAACAAAUUGAAGCCAUCCAAAACAAGUCAACGGAGCUGUUUAAAGAGAAAUGUGAAAAGAAUGGUGGACCACAAGCUUAUGAAAAUGCUGAGUCGGCAUUAAAAAGCUUCCGAGGUUGUAUUUCCGCUCUGGUUGACCCCAGCAAGCUACAGCAAGAAAUCGAAGAAGCCAAACCUCAGGGACAAGUUGAUGAGGUAUUCAAAAAGUACUGCGACAAAACACCGUCGUUCAGAGUCUGCUUCAGCAACCUGACAGAUGCGGUAAAGCCUUGUCUUGCCGAAGAAGAGCAGCAGAGUAUGAAGACUGUUCACAAUAUUACCGAACAACUUGCAGAUUUUAUUUGUUUCAAGGAAGGCGAUCGCAUUGCACAGAUCGUUCAAAAGGAAAUGCGAAAAUCUAUUGUUGUAUUCAUCGCUGAAAAUGGACCCGAGUGCAUCCAAGAGAAGCAGGAAGAAUUGCAAGCCUGCUUUAACAGUACCAUCGGCUCGGUGAACGUCGGAGAAGGAAACUUCACAGCUAACAGCAUACCUGCUAUUACUUUUGGGCAAAAGGAAUGCCAACAAUUAACGGAACUCCAAAAGUGUGUCGUUAAGGCUCUUGGAGGUUGUCCAUCACCAACUUCAGCUAACAUCAUUGAUUCCCUCUUCAAGUUUGCUCUCAAAGCUACCCCAUGCAAGGACUUUAUUCGCAGGGAUGCGGCUAAAAAGAGACACGGAUCAAAGGAAGAGAAGAAGGGAAACUCCGCUCAUCGCUUCGCAGUCAGCAGUUUUGUAUUAAGUGCUUUAGUUCUUAAAGCUAUGUUCUAAAACGUCAAUUCUGCUUAAAUUGCGCUUAAAGCUUUAGUAUUAUAUAUUACACUCGAUGAAUCGGUCUUUAGAAAGAGAUGCUGAACUAUCUCUGUCGCACAAACUAUUUCGAAUUCGUUAUUCAAAUUAGCUUCGUUAUGAUUGUUUUAAAUGCGCUUUAGAAAAAGCAACGUCGUAAUGGCAGCUGUACACACUCGCUUAUACGAGUGUAUACGUAAAGUUUUUAAUU
Messenger RNA from Pieris napi, 1417 nucleotides. RefSeq names its product 27 kDa glycoprotein-like. Lineage: Eukaryota; Metazoa; Arthropoda; Insecta; Lepidoptera; Pieridae. The transcript is spliced from 9 exons. The record is from RefSeq and is a predicted model, not a curated record. The coding region runs from base 259 to 1188 and encodes 309 amino acids.